This is a messenger RNA of Neoarius graeffei (lesser salmon catfish), 3046 nucleotides long. RefSeq names its product prospero homeobox 3 (gene prox3). The coding region runs from base 139 to 2124 and encodes 661 amino acids. Gene Ontology annotation, biological process: regulation of transcription by RNA polymerase II. NCBI's taxonomy places the organism in Eukaryota, Metazoa, Chordata, Actinopteri, Siluriformes, Ariidae. Gene Ontology annotation, cellular component: nucleus. The record is from RefSeq and is a predicted model, not a curated record. Gene Ontology annotation, molecular function: RNA polymerase II cis-regulatory region sequence-specific DNA binding; DNA-binding transcription factor activity, RNA polymerase II-specific. The transcript has 5 exons.
UGCUGUGCUCAGGGUGACGGUCUCCUCUUCAGCUCUUCAGGGAUAAACAUCACCAGGAAAUAGUUCAAAGUGACCGCCUGGGACACGCCUUCCCUUCACCUACACUGUUGUAAUUCCAGGUUGAGGAGUCGAGGGGUGAUGGAUUGCCCUUCAGAUCUUUUCCAGCAGCAGCCAUCCCAGGUGUGCCACUUCGACCUGUAUCACAGUCCACCAGGGUCCACGUCGACUGGCCCGAUCAUUUCUCCUCUUUUGCACCCCAACAGUGCCUCACAGAGGUGGGGUGGAUAUAGGCAGGGACAGUGCUUAUUCUCUGAACUACCAGCACACGAGGAGGAACAGGAGGUGGAUACAGACAGCUUUGGGAGAAAAUCAGCUACAGGAGGAGGAACCCCAAUUCUGCAGUACCGACUUGGAGAGAGGAGAAGAGGUUCUGGUGACUGGAGUCAGGACCUGCUGAGAGUGAAGCAACUUAGAAUGGACAGUACUGUAAAGAGAGAGGCAGAGGCAGAACGAGAAGGGCACAGAGGUAGGAGGAAUGUAGCUCAAUUGGUAAGGGCAGAGAGGAGUGUAGCGGAAAGAGGGCGGAGGAAGGAGAGCAGGGAGGGGAGGCAGCGACAACGACGUGAGUUGAAACUGCAGUUAGAGGAAACCAGAGGGAAGCUGUUAGAGCUUCAGCGCAAAGUGUGGCAAGUAUAUGGAGAACAUCAUGUCGAGGAAGAGAAAGGAGGAGAAGGAGAUGAUGGAGUGAUGGACGAGACAGCAGAGAUGUUCUCUGAAGGAGAAGCAGACGAUCAUCUUGGCAGUGGGCUUUAUCCUCUUCUGAGUGCUAAUGAAAAAAAACACGAAAGUACAGGUAAUGAGAAUUCUGAGGUGUUUCCUGAAACCCCUGUAGAUCUAGACCUUGACGUGGAGCUGGAUGGAGGUGGAGUGUGGCUAGGCUGCAGUUUGGUGCAAGGAGAAUGGGAGAAUGUAGGUGGCAGUGAGAAAUUUGCACAGGCUCUAAAGCAGGAGCUGUCCAGUGCAGUGGCUCGAGUCAUUGACAGGGUUCUCCAUCUCUAUGCUGAAACUGACCAAACACCACCUUCCACUGCAGUUCUAGCCCAAGAGAUUCCCACUAGUAGGGCACUAGACCCAAACCCAGACAAGAAGCAAAGGCCUGGGGUAGCUGCCAGUAUGACAGACCAAGCUGAAGCACUGCCACUGGUUGCAAAGAGGCCUCAAGAGAAAAGGAAUCCCCUAAUUCAAGGCAAACACAAGAACAUCCUGAUCCCUCAGGCUAACUCCAGCUUACCCCUCUUACCCCAGCCCCAUCUCUCUGCACUUUUACCACCAAGGAACAAAGACUCCUUCCUGCCAUCCUGCCCUCCAAACCCUCCUCCACUGCCCCUGCCCCUUCUCCAUUAUACCAUGCAGCACCUCUUUACUCGUUCUCUUUCCAAUAUGCCGCUCCACAAAGACGGGCUCCCCAAUGAACCCUUCCUGGACUUUCGCUCGCACAAUCCCUCAUUCCCUCCCCUGCCUCUGCUUGGCCAGUUAAACCCACCUCUUGCUGAUAGAGGCAGAGAUGAAGGGAUGAGAGUAGGAAUUGAUGGAGGAGAUACCGCUCUCUAUCUUGGUCCUGGGGCAUCUCAGGAGGGUCUCUCUCCAUGUCAUCUGAAGAAAGCCAAGCUAAUGUUCUUCUACACACGCUACCCCAGCUCCAACACACUCAAGACUUACUUCCCUGAUGUCAAGUUUAACCGCUGCGUCACCUCUCAGCUCAUUAAGUGGUUUAGUAACUUCCGGGAGUUCUUCUACAUUCAGAUGGAACGCUUUGCGCGUCAGGCAGCUCGUGAGGGUCCUGUCACAGCCAGAGAGAGGGGACUGCGUCUGAGUCGAAACUCUGAGCUCUUUCGCAUUCUGAACAUGCACUACAACAAGAGCAAUGACUACCAGGUGCCGGACAGGUUUGUGGAGGUGUCUGAAGUGGCACUACGGGAGUUCUUCGCUGCUAUCCAGAGUGGACGUGACACUGACCCCUGCUGGAAAAAGUCCAUCUAUAAGAUCAUCUGCAAACUUGACAGCCCUGUGCCUGACAGCUUCCGCUUGCCAGGCUGCCCCAUGGACACACACCGCAUGGUCUAAGGAUAUGAUUCAAGAGCAGUCUCACACACACACACACACACACACCUUAUAAAUCCUAUAAGGAUUAAUAUGGAUAAAUAUACAAACACAUUGACCAGAUGGAUUGGAGUUGGUCUACACACUCACGUACACAUCAUCUGAUAAGAAUCAGUUCCGAUAAGCUGACAAAAAUACAUGUACAUUCAAACACACAUACACACACUACAUGCCAAAAGUUUGAACGCAAAACUAGCUUUCCAAAAAUAUGCAUAAUUUCCCCCCUAAACAAUUACUGACCACAAUGUGUUUAUUAAGACAAAGGGGUUUGGCUAAAUGGAUGCUGUAAUAAUUUACUAACGGACUGGAUUUGUUUUUGCAUUUUACAUUUUAAAAUUGAGUUUUACUGCGUACUGUACAUACAUGAUCUUGCAUUCAGGUGCUCCUGAAAAACUGAAUAAGUAAUGUGAAAUGAGAAGUAAAUCGAUACAUUGGUCAGUGUUACAUUUCAAAGACCAUGAAAGCUUUUCCCAUAUAGCAUGUUUAAAAUCUGAGCACUUCACUACAAACCAAUGAACGAUUUUACAUAAAACUCUUUUUGGUAAGACAAAAUGUCAUCCAUGUUGUGCUGUGCUUGCUUCUGCACUUUUGGCCUGCAGUGUAUACAUAAAAUAUCAUAUACUGUAUAUAACGUUUGUAUAAUCUAAGAGUGAAUUAAUGGUGAUUUAUUGCCUUCCAGAUCUAAGAAACACAAGUACAUAUGGCACAAAUGAAGAAGUCAGUGGCCUUGUCGAUUGUAUAAACUCUAAAUAAGUAACUGAUGGGCAUUUGCAGUUUUGGCUCGAAUGUUCCAGAGAGAUAAGUGUUACUUGAAAAUAUUUAAAAGGCUUUUUGUAUUUAAUAUGCUGAAACCUUAUUUAUCAAGAAAAUGACAGGAAAACAUCUG